CUACCCGGAAGCGGAAGUCCCGCUCUCUUCCGGUCUCUUUGGCUCCUGCCGCUUGCUGUGAGUGUCUGUGCUGGUGCGCGGCGCCGAGGGGCCGAUCCGGGGCAAUCCUCGGCCGGGCUCCGGCCCGCGCCGCGCGUCGCCAUGCCUCGCAAAAUCGAAGAGAUCAAAGAUUUCCUGCUCACGGCCAGGAGGAAGGAUGCCAAAUCUGUCAAGAUCAAGAAAAACAAAGACAAUGUGAAGUUCAAGGUGCGCUGCAGCAGAUACCUGUACACCCUGGUCAUCACAGACAAGGAGAAGGCAGAGAAGCUGAAGCAGUCCCUGCCUCCAGGUUUGGCGGUGAAGGAGCUAAAAUGAACCAGACACAGAUCUGAACUGUACAUUAAAACCUUGAAAAGU
Dipodomys ordii (Ord's kangaroo rat) is the source of this 396-nucleotide messenger RNA. RefSeq names its product ribosomal protein L38 (gene Rpl38). The coding region runs from base 142 to 354 and encodes 70 amino acids. Gene Ontology annotation, molecular function: structural constituent of ribosome. Gene Ontology annotation, cellular component: cytosolic large ribosomal subunit; ribosome. Gene Ontology annotation, biological process: protein-RNA complex assembly; translation. NCBI's taxonomy places the organism in Eukaryota, Metazoa, Chordata, Mammalia, Rodentia, Heteromyidae. The record is from RefSeq and is a predicted model, not a curated record. The transcript has 5 exons.